Molecule: messenger RNA, 1380 nt
Organism: Didymosphaeria variabile
Lineage: Eukaryota; Fungi; Ascomycota; Dothideomycetes; Pleosporales; Didymosphaeriaceae
Exons: 2
Coding region: 1-1380 (459 amino acids)
Molecular function (GO): protein binding
Source: RefSeq, a predicted model, not a curated record
AUGGCCUUCAGCUUGGGCAACAGGACCAACCCAAUUCCUAUACCUAGUGAUGACGCGCCACUGCCAUCGUAUAUUGCUCGCCAUUUCAACUUUGGCUUUGACGCCGACGAUGUGUCCGCCUUGAUCUCCUCCAUCGACGCAAGCCAGGACCAUGGGUCUACCUCAACCCUGCCGCAGUUGCCUGCCGAAAUCCUCUUUCACAUCGUCGAAUGCGUACCCAUCGAUCAUGUUCUACAAUGGCGGCUGGUGUGUCGCGGCUUCCGCGACUGCAUUGACGGCCCGGUCAUGUACAAUUGCAUAAAACGAGCCGAGGUUUUUGGGAUUGUGGCCUCCCCUUCAACACUCGACUGGGCCGGAAUACCCUCAGAUCUCCAAGAAAUCCUCUCUCACUUCCGUUGUAGAUUCGAACGUCUAGAAGACUCCAUCGAAGCACCGAAUCCCAGAAAAACGAACGCGAAGUGGAGAGGGCUCCAUGCUGUAUUUCGCAUUGAUGAUGGCUGGCACGAACAACUUCUCCGAAUCGAAACACUAUUCAACGAUGCAAACAAAGAAAAAAACUGGCUUUACGUACUCCUGAGACUGCAUCUUCAUGACUUCGUCGCCUCACCCCGUAAAGCAGAUAGCUUCGGGAAGAUGAGAUGGUGCAUGCGGUUGGACAACGCAGUUCUAGAUCUCGACUUCUCCAUCCAAGCAUUGCGAGAAAACCUCAUCCUCGACUUGCCAAGCAAAAAGAUUAUGUUCGAGUGGAAGGGUCUCCUUCUCCGGUUCAUUCAAGGCGAAACGCAACUCAGAACAAUCAUGGAGCAGAAACGGGACUCCAAGUUCUCAUUUGGCCACGAAGAAGAUUGUUUAAGGGAGACUCGGCGGCGGCGGAUUCGUGCUAGCUUGAAUGAGAACAUCCCGGGCCAUUCUCUCCUGCGCUGGGGACUCAGCACGCUGCCACCACUUUUCGGAAAGCGAAAAAAACAUGAGCCGGCCGAGGAAUUUCGCGACUUGAGGCGUGCCGAGGACAGUGCAAUGAGAUUUCUCAUGCCCCUCCGUAGGGAACUAGCAAUGAGCCGUACUGAGCGCGACCGUCUCUGGCAGCUAGCUAAGGAUUAUGUCGAUAUGAUUGACGCGCUGGAGAAUAUCGAGAAGCAAUACACGGGGUGGAAGAACACUUUACUGACGACAACUGUUGUGCCAAGUCCGAUUCGCUUUGCACGUUCGAAGAAUCCCUUCAGGUGGACUGAAGCAGAGAGGCACAGGAGAGAGGCACGAGUCCUGAAGUGGAAGGCUCAGCAGGAUAACAUGCAACAGGUAGCACGCCUUUUGGAAGAAUCCCUCGAGGCAGUUUCUGUGCCUGAAAAUGCUUUUGACGAGCUUGGAAGUGACAUUUGA